ACUCAAAUCACUGCUUUUCUCCACGGCCGCCCCUCUCGCACGGCACGGCGAUGGCGGACAGUGCUAGCGAGAGCGAUACCGAUGGAGCGGGGAGCAGUUCAGCUCCUACACUGUCAUCCGCAGCUACGACCUCCGGCAAGCCAGGCAUAGUAAUCUCCCAAUUUCGACUUGAAGAGCUGACGAACCGCCUUGCUUCGUUACAGCAAGAGAACAAAGUGCUCAAAAUCGAGCUGGAAACGUUCAAACUGAAAUGUAAAGCCCUUCAAGAGGAGAACCGAGAUCUGCGAAAAGCUAGCGUUACAAUUCAAGCAAGAGCAGAACAAGAGGAAGAGUUUAUCUCCAACACCUUAUUUAAGAAGAUCCAGGCCCUCCAGAAAGAAAAAGAAACUCUUGCUGUGAACUAUGAGAAGGAGGAGGAGUUUCUCACAAAUGACCUGUCAAGAAAACUUAUGCAGCUUCAGCAUGAGAAGGCAGAGCUGGAGCAGCACUUAGAGCAAGAGCAGGAGUUCCAGGUCAACAAGUUGAUGAAGAAGAUUAAGAAACUGGAGAAUGACACCAUAUCCAAACAGCUCACCUUAGAACAGCUGAGGCGGGAGAAAAUUGACUUGGAGAAUACAUUAGAACAAGAACAAGAGGCGCUGGUCAACAGGCUGUGGAAACGCAUGGACAAACUGGAGGCAGAGAAACGGAUACUGCAGGAGAAGCUGGACCAGCCUGUGUCGGCCCCGCCCUCCCCGCGCGAUGUUUCCAUGGAGAUCGACUCACCUGAGAACAUGAUGCGGCACAUUCGCUUCCUGAAAAGCGAAGUGGAGAGACUGAAGAGAAGCCUUCGCACCACUGAGCUGCAGCACACGGAGAAGCGGGCUCAGUACAUUGAGGAAGAGAGGCACAUGCGUGAGGAGAACAUUCGCCUGCAGAGGAAGCUCCAGAGAGAGAUGGAGAGGAGGGAGGCUUUGUGCAGACAGCUGUCUGAGAGUGAGAGCAGUUUGGAAAUGGAUGAUGAGAGAUACUUUAAUGAGAUGUCUGCCCAGGGUCUGAGAGCACGCACUGUGUCCAGCCCCAUCCCCUAUACCCCGUCACCCAGCUCUAGCCGACCCAUCUCUCCCGGUCUGUCCUAUGCCACUCAUACAGUGGGGUUUACUCCUCCUGCCACCCUCAGCCGUGCUGCCAUCCCCCACUACACCCCCCCAGGCCUGCACAUCCACCCAGGCUCCUCCCACGCUGUACAGAGGCCAUCCCCAAGGAGAAGCAACAGCCCAGACAAAUUCAAGCGCCCAACACCCCCACCUUCCCCAAACACGCACUCAGGGGUGCAGCACCCACCACCUCCACCCCCACCAGCCCAGCCAAUGGUGCAGUCCAGCUCCUCUCAGGCAGCUACAUCACAGCAGCCCCCCUCUCAGCCUUAAUGCAUGCACUGUGCUACGCUACGCUAAGCUAGGCUACGACAGUGACUCAGCGGUUCUCCAGGGGGUCAGGCUCACUACCGAAGGCUAACUGGAGUGAACAAUGGUUUGGAGGCAGCACUGGAGAGCAUUAACCCUGGCAUUUGACUGACUGACUUGGCCAGCUUUCUGUUUGGCUUUGCCAUGCCAUGUAACUGAAUUCGUAUUUGUGUGUGUUUUGUUUUCUAUAGAGCAGUCAUAUAUGGAUUGGGGAGAGGAUGAGAGAUAAUGGUAGUUGAAUGUUGAGUUUCUCUUUUAUUUCAGGGGAUUUCUGAAACUUGCUCUCUCAACCUCUGCCCCAUCCCAUCAAGUCCAACCAUAGUGGUGUGUUAGAAGCUCUUGCUACAAUCAGCCACUUAAAUCUAAGGAGAAAAUAAAGAAACUAAACAAAUUUCUGCUGAACAGCUGACGUACUUCUUUGUUUGACAAUUUGCUAGAGAGCUGAAGCGUAAUAAUUCAUUUGACUGGUUGAAGUCUGGAUGUAAGGAAUCCCUGGUUGAGCUCAAACUUUAAUAAGAAUGGCCUAAAUCAAAAUAAGAAGCACAGGUGGAAUGGAAGUGUUGUGUGAUGUUUAUUUUUUUCUGUUUUUGUUUUGUUUGUAUAAAACCUUUAUAAGCCUCUUUGGACAACGCUUAGACAUUGGCCAGGAAGGCACUAAAAACUCUGAGGAAACGUAUUGCCUAUCUCAGCGUUUUUAAAAGGCUGUGCUGGAGUAGUGUCUCUGUGUGUACAGAUAUAACUCUGGAUGCUUGGACCAGCCCUUUGGACAACACUGCAUAAAGAAAGAUUAACAUCCUCUACUUAUGUCUGAUAUAUAUAUUAUAUAUAUUAAAAAAAAACAAACAUACAAAGUGAACAGUCAAAAUAAAAGGUACUGUUGAACAAAUUAACCUCGGUAUGAUUAAAAGCUUGUACAAAGACA
Chanos chanos (milkfish) is the source of this 2367-nucleotide messenger RNA. It is a transcript of the gene ccdc6a, whose product is annotated as coiled-coil domain containing 6a. Lineage: Eukaryota; Metazoa; Chordata; Actinopteri; Gonorynchiformes; Chanidae. The record is from RefSeq and is a predicted model, not a curated record. The transcript has 9 exons. The coding region runs from base 51 to 1409 and encodes 452 amino acids.